AAUUUUUUGCUUCAUCUAUUUCAGUAAUUGUAAGUGCAACUUUUUUGUUCCAUCGUUGACGAUUUCUAACAGGAAUCUAUUUGCGUAAAAACAAAUUAAUUAUAUUUUAUAUGUAGCAUAUAUAAAAGAUAUAAAAAUAAUUUUUAUACACACCGGGACAUUUAUAUUUUCUUCCCACAGUUUAUAUGAUUUUUUUCGUGAAAUAUUUUCAUUCGUCAUUUUUUCUAUCAGAAAACUAUUGUUGGGUGCGUGUGCGCGUGUUACAUUUAGCCACUGCUCGUCAGACGAGAAUUGACGAUCGUCGCAUAACUCGCAUGCGCGACACAGUGCAUGGAUACAGAUCGUGCAUGAUCGUGCACGUGGACACAGAAUUUGCGAGCCUUAGCAUUUAGCAAUAACGGCGUACGAAACUAUUUCGACUUUUUAAACAUAUUCCGUGCAAUCUGUUGAAAAUGUUUCUCUUGUAUUGUGAUUGUGAUAAUUCCUACUGUUUAGUGGAAAAUGAGAACGUUGUCUGUGACGAGGAAUAUCAAGAAAGAUGAUGAAGUGAUAUUUACGUAUAAGAAUAAAGAAUACACUGGAAAAGUGAUGGAGCAUUCAAGUAAAGAUAAAUUAUUGUUAUAUAAUAAAUGUUACAUGGAAAAACAAUUACAUAUGCUUAGAUUAGAAAAAGCUAAAAAAGAAAAGAAAGUAAAGAAAAGUGAAUCAUUUAAUAAAACAGAAGUAUCUCUUCGAAAAAGAAAUGAAUUAGGACCAUCUAAAAUAAUAAAAAGUUCUGCUAAAGAUAUUACUAAAAAGAAAAAUGAUACAAAAAAGGUUUUAAAAAAAAUACAGAGGACAUCAAAUGCUGCAGUUUUUGAUUUAUUGGAUAAAUAUCCAACUUCAGAGUUAUCUGAUAACGCUAGUAAUAGCCAAAAAAGUAGUCCAACAAAGGAAGAAUUAAAAGAAAUGCUGUAUCAAAUUAGAAAAAAGUUAGAAGAAAGAUCGAUAUUUGAAGAAAAGAUUGAAAAGAAAGAGAGAAAGAUUGAAAAAGAUUUCUGCGAUUUAAAUUCAUCAGAUGAAAAUAAUCUUGAAAUAAAUGUAGAAAAUCCAGAUAAAAACUCCAUCAAAAAUUCUGUAACAAAUAUUGAAAAUAAUUUAGAAAAUUUUGAGGACGAAAAUGAAAUAGAAGAAUUAGAAAAUGCAGACAUUCAAUUGUACGGAAAAGACUUCGAGUCUAAGAUGAUACACUUGAAGAACAACUUUUAUUGCAGAAAUGCAAUGUUUUAUUCAGCCAUAGGAAAUGCACACAGACCAUCGCAACUUGUAAGGAGACUGUUAACAGGAGUAUUUAAAAAGAAGCACUAAUAAACGGUACUCUGACUGGACAAACUGCUAGAGCACAGGGAAGAGACCGGCAAUGUGUAAAAAUGACAUGUCUACAUCCCUUUGCCAUUAAUGCAAUAGUUGAUUUUUCUAUUGAGCAUGGGAUAAAGCAUGGUUGGAUCCAGCAAACAAAGAAAGAGUUACAUCGAGCUAUAACACAAAGAAUUGUAGAGAUAAAAAGAGAGUUAAGAAAUGAGCUGUAAAGUAACUCAUUUCUUCUUGCUUCUUUUCUUAUUUUUCUUGUUUAACGUAAGUCAAGACAUUUACGUUUGUUUUUCCAUGAAUUAAAUAAUCCCAAUUAGUAAUAUAAUUUAGUAAUAGUGUAAUAUUAAAUUUCUGGUAAUACUUGAAUUUAUUAUAAAUACAAUUCACAGUCCUUUUUUUUAGAUUACUAACUAAAACUGUAUAUUAAGUAUAAAUUACAUUAGACUGUCUUGAAAUUCGUGAAUCAUUUCAGAAGAAAAUUUGUUUCAAAUUCUAAUUGUAUUCGAAUCAAAGAUUCAAUUUGAUUCGAUUAGACAAAAAGAUUUUAGAUUAGAUUCAAUUUGAUUUCGAAUAUGUUAUAAGAAACUCGAUUCAAUUUAAUCUCACAAAUUUGACUCAUGUAACUCUAAAGUCCUUAUAUCUCUAAAGUUAUAUACUGCUUGAAAAAAAAUCUUCAAAUGUCUAUUUUAUUUAAUUUUCCGAGAUUUUUUAAUUCGUGAAUUUCAAAACACCAUAUGUAUAUUCAAUAUUAAUAACUUUUUAGUUAAAAUAUUAAUAACUUUUAUUCAAACAAAAUCAGUA
Molecule: messenger RNA, 2151 nt
Organism: Solenopsis invicta (red fire ant)
Lineage: Eukaryota; Metazoa; Arthropoda; Insecta; Hymenoptera; Formicidae
Exons: 6
Coding region: 502-1347 (281 amino acids)
Source: RefSeq, a predicted model, not a curated record